Symsagittifera roscoffensis is the source of this 1860-nucleotide messenger RNA. RefSeq lists its product as uncharacterized. The transcript has 6 exons. The record is from RefSeq and is a predicted model, not a curated record. Bases 132 to 1649 code for a protein of 505 amino acids. Gene Ontology annotation, cellular component: plasma membrane. Gene Ontology annotation, biological process: neuropeptide signaling pathway. Gene Ontology annotation, molecular function: G protein-coupled peptide receptor activity. NCBI's taxonomy places the organism in Eukaryota, Metazoa, Xenacoelomorpha, Acoela, Convolutidae.
CCCCGAUAAGUUUUAUUUGAAGAUUUCCAUUUAAGUAUUAAUUCUUCACCAUAUUAAAAUAUUUUGAGUCGUUUUAUACAAUUGAACUUACUUGAGAGUUAUAGCCACACAGGAAAUUAAAAACGAGUAAAAUGAACACUUCCAAAGACCAGGAGAGCAACUUUACAACAGCAGAAGUUCACCCCUAUCUUUUUGCCACCGGAAUCGCUUAUUUCAUUUGUUUUGUUGUUGGCUCAAUUCUCAACCUCUCGGUUAUAAUUUAUCUCCUGGUCAACUUCCGGAAAAUGAUCUACGAGCGAUCUUCGGGAAUCCUCAUCCUCAGUUUGACAGUUUGUGACUUUCUGUUUGUGAUUUUGGCGUUUCUCUAUGCAAUACAACAUGUCACGCAAGAUUUCAUGGUGUUCGACAUCUUCUCUUGUCAACUACCUGGAUAUGAUAUUGCCCUGAUGCACGUGAACAUCUGGACUACUCUGGCAGUGUGUGUUCAGAGGCUGGCUGCCAUCAAGUGGCCCUUCGAGUACUCCCAGAUGUUUUCCAGGCAGAGAUGCAUUCUCAUAAUGGGGGGAAUUUGGGCUUCAUCUGCAGUGGUGGGUGUUCCGAUGGGGGUGUUCUACGAAUACAAGAAAGUCGAGGUGCCCGUAGAAGAAGAUCCACUUGCACCCAGUUUUGCCUGUUUUAUCAGAGGGGGCGACCUUCAAUUUCUGCUGACAAACAUCACUGUGUACAUAAUCGAUUUUCUGGUGCCAGCUGUUCUCGUCACUAAAUACUACUGGGACUUCACAGUUGAGGUCAGACGCAGGUCGGGCGGGGGAGGAGGAGGCAAUAAUCAAACAGGGGGCAGUGGGCGAGGGACAGGGACAGGGGGACGUGUGAGCUACAGCGCCAGCAUUCAGAUACCUAACGGCAUACCCCCCGCCGAUUCUCAACCGCAAACAGUUCCAGGAAAUCAAUCGGCGGCUCACCCGCUGGCAAAUAACCCAAAUGAUAUAAAUCCGUGCUUGGCAAGUUCCACGACCGACCGUAUCGAAAUUCAGCAAUCAAGAUCUCCCAAUCGGCUGCCGACGCCGUCAAAUGUAGCAAGCACAAGUUCAGCUCAGUAUAUGAACUUCAACAACAACCAAGUCAGUGACAACAAUAACACAAACAACAGCAGCAACAAUAAUCCGGGCAAUAUUUUGGCGCACGUGUUUCUGCAGCUAUAUGCCAGUGUUGUUAGUAUCAGCUGUUGGGUAUGCUUCACCCCAUUUUACAAUAUGAAGUUUAUCCAGAGUGUAGAUGCAAUGACUGGCUUGCACGUGUACCACUGGAUCAAACCGACCGGAGUUGGAACCUACAUCGACCGGACUGCAAUAGCUCUGACUCAUUUGAACUCCCUAAUCAACCCAAUGCUAUUUGUCGGGUUAAAAUUAUACAUGAAACACAGCCAGGAGCAACGUGCACUAGGUAACGCAAAUGCAGUCAUGAUGAACCAAAGGAAAAUCAGCGCCGCCGCUCGGUCGAAAAAGCUUUCAAACACUCGAUCUAACACAGAGAGAGGAUACAAAGGCGAAGCUGCAGUGCUGGAAGAGCGUGAUGCAAUCAGCCCUUUGCGAAGUAUGGACGAAAUAAGCACAAGUUUCUACAACAAUAGUGAACAAACUGAGGCGUGAAAAAUGGAUAUAUUCACCGAAUAGUCAAAACCGGGUCCGAAAUACUAGUUUUCUAUUUAUGUUUUUUUUCCGUUGUGCUACAUACGUUGUUCGUUUUAGAAGUGCAUGUCAAAAAUUACUAUACGCAAAGUCUGAAUGUUUUUCUCCUAAUAUGAUUCAUGAAACAAUUAUUUCGCAAAGAUUGAAAAGGUAAAUAUGCUCCAAAAAUCAA